AUGCUUUUCCUCAACGUCUUCCAUUGGUCUAGAUUUGUGAUCAUGUUGGUUAUGAAUGUGCUUACGCCUAUAUACUUUGGUGCUUUCUUCUAUAUCAAUCGUCAGGCGAACAAGAGGACUGUCAAGGGCACGAAGGAUGACGAGACGCAGAACUCAGCUGAACUCAACUUGAAGUCCCUUGUGGGUGUUUGCAAAUAUGCGGGGUUCAUCAUUUUCAACUUGGUCGCUGUGUACUUUCUUGAGUACUUCAUACAGUCCGGCUUUAUGGACCGAGCUUCUAUCAAUGUAGAUAAAGUGCAUUCUGCAUAUAUUGCUGCUAACUCCUAUGAGAUGAUGUUAAUAGGCUACAACGUUGGUGUGACCAUAUCGAGAGUGUCUGUGACUUUCUUCCGCAUAAAAUGGGUUUGGUUGCCUACUGUUCUCCAGGCAUGCAACGCCAUCUUCUGGGGUUUCGAGGCUACUACCCACUUCAUCAGGAAUGGCCUUGGCCUGGCGGGUUUCUAUCUAUACAUACCGUUAGCAGCCGUCAUUGGUCUAAUGGGCGGGCUCUCUUAUGUCAACUGUAUGUAUCAGAUACAGGGUAAGGAGGAUAUCCCCAAUGACCUCAGACAGCUGUCGGUCAACUUGGGCUUUGCUGCUACUAAUAUUGGUAUCGUGCUUGCUAGUGGUUUGGAUUUGUGGUUGGCCAAUACAGUGCUGAGUCAAUGCAAGAUAUACGACUGUAGUGAGCCUCCACAGAUCUACAACUAA
Messenger RNA from Perkinsus marinus ATCC 50983, 750 nucleotides. RefSeq names its product cln3/battenin, putative. Gene Ontology annotation, cellular component: membrane. The record is from RefSeq and is a predicted model, not a curated record. NCBI's taxonomy places the organism in Eukaryota, Perkinsozoa, Perkinsida, Perkinsidae. The transcript has a single exon. The coding region runs from base 1 to 750 and encodes 249 amino acids.